Molecule: messenger RNA, 1059 nt
Organism: Echinostoma caproni
Lineage: Eukaryota; Metazoa; Platyhelminthes; Trematoda; Plagiorchiida; Echinostomatidae
Source: the annotation of a GenBank genome assembly
AUGUGCAAACCGGCUUACGGGAAUCAUUCGACCAAUCAACGGGCGAACAAAGAAGAUGAGGCAAAUGAAUGUUUGCGACCGCUAAUGGAUCAUUUCGAAUCUAUUCUGUCUGUGCUGGCCAACACGUGUGAUAAGACAGUUCUCAAACGGGUACUGAAGCAACUUUGGAGAAUCACCAUGUGCAAUCUGGAGAAACUGGUCGUUCUCCCUACAGUGUCCGAUCCGAAACAACUUGCCGUUGGGACAUUGCUCAGUGCGAACACUUCGGCCAAAUUAAUUGGAGGCGCGCAAAAUUUGCUCAGUCACGUGGGAGGACAAGUUGUCACCGGGAAAAUACUUCAGGAUGUCGCUAAAGAACCGGAUCGUGGACUGACCCCAUAUCAGUGUGAACUCCUGGAUCUCUGUUUGGAUACCAUUCGAACUUAUUUCCAUGCCGGGGGUCGGGGGCUAAAACGAUCAUUUCUUGAUCGAAGUCCGGAACUGCACAGUUUACGACAAGUUUUGGCUNCGAAAGCCACAGACGAAUUGCUACGCGAUUUUGUUGCCAUACAAACGGCUCAGGUUCACACGGCUUCCGAUUUGGAUUGGUCUCUGACAACCGGCGUGUUCCGGCCGUUUGUUGAGGUGUUUAUUUUUGGCCCCUUAUUGACCGAUCGAAAGCGAAAGGCCGCCACGAAAUCUAAGUCUGUGACUACCAUGCCCGCUUUCAAUGAAACAUUUGCCUUUUUCCUCUCAAAUCAAGGUGAUCCCGAAUGGUAUGAGUUACAUUUAGCCGUGANAGCCGUGAAAGACUACUGUUUCGGUCGAAGUGAUCGACUGGUCGGUGUCACCGUGCUAUCUCUUUCUCGUGCACUCAAUCUGGGCGCCACACCACUUCGACUGCCUCUGGGCCGACGGUUACACUUCACGGAGACCGGAUGGACUGUGCUACGUGUGCUAUCUCAACGCGUGCACACGGACGAGGUGGCCAGGGAGUUUGUCAAAGCUAAAUUCGAAUCUCGUCCCAGCUCCGACACAGAAUCCUCUUCCUCGACCAACGCUCACGGUUCGAAUGACUGA